CGUGGACGCCCUCUUUUGAGGGCCGGCGGCCUAUUUUUGUCCCGCCGCCGAGAUCGUCCGCACAGGUGGGUACGUACUACGUCGGAUGAGAUUCGCUAUGAACUGGUCUCGUAUCUCUGGCGUCAACUGAGACGGGGGUGUCCGUUGCAAACAAUGGGUCUGUAUGUGUGGUUCGUUGUGGUGGCAUUGGCGUGGAAUGCAGCCGAAACUGAAGGCAGCAGCAGCAAGGUGGCGAAAGCGAGCAAUGCGUUCGGGUUCUCCUUGUUCCAAUCGGUGCAGCGGUCCGAGGACAACCUGCUCUUCUCCCCCUGGAGUCUGUCCACCGUCCUCUCUAUGGUGUACCUGGGCGCCAGAAACAAGACGGCCGCGCAGUUGGCUCAGGCUCUGCAAUUGAACCAUUUCUUUGGCGACGAGGACGGUGUCUUCAACGCUUACCGCGACGAAGCGGAGCUGCUGCGCGGCAACAACGUCCAGGACGAUUUCCUCUCGUCCACCAUAACCCUCACUCGGUCGGGAGACAAAAUAGCCCGCUCUUACCUGAGCAACCUGGAAAAAUAUUUCAGCAGCGGCGUCUUUCACGUGGAUUUCUCCGAGGGCGACAAGGUGCUUCGACUGGUCAACAGUCAAGUGAGCAAGUUCACCAAGGGGAAGAUUCCCCAGAUGCUGCACAAGUCCCCGGAUCCGCUCACGACGCUUUUGCUUCUCAACUCCGUCUACUUUAAGGGCGUGUGGGAGAAGUCGUUCAACGACACCGCGCCUGCCGUCUUCUACGGGGCCAAGAACGAAACCACAGUCGACAUGAUGCACCUCAAGAGUGACUUCAACUUCGCCUACGACCGGGCGAGCGGAUCUUACGUGCUUCAGAUCCCUUACUCGGGCAGCCAGAUCAGUUUCAUCAUUGUGCUGCCGGCCAAGAACGAGAGGAACCUCGAACGACUGCAGUUGAGUGCGGAAUUCCUGGACACCAUGUGCGAACGUCUGGAGCCUCGGUCUUUCGAACUGUCCCUCCCGCGCUUCGCAGUGCAAUCCCAAAUGGACCUGAAAGGCGCGCUCAAGACGAUGGGCGUCAAGAGCCUCUUCUCGGCUGCCGAGGCAGAUCUGACGGGCAUGAGCAAAGACGGCGGGCUCUUCGUGGAAGACGUGCACCACCGUGCCAGCAUGGAGGUCAACGAGCACGGCACCGAGGCGACCGCGUCCACCGCUGCGGUGAUCGUGAGCAGGAUCGGUACCCCUCGACUCGCCAUCGACCGGCCCUUCUUUUUUGCCAUUCGCCACAUGCCCACGGGACUGAACCUUUUCAUGGGACGUGUGCUUAACCUGUGAUACGUUGCUGUGCCCCCUUGCACGCGGCUGCUAAGUAGAACGGCGAGAAGGAAAGCCCGCGCUUGUACAUAAUAAAAGAAGUGUCGCGUGCUCUUCCGGCGGACUUCGAGCGGACUUGACGCCUGGGGAAGCGCGAGUGGUGUUUGCCCUAGCACGAUGUCCACUGGCGACCUUUUCCUUGUCAGUACAAUCAGCUGUUAUCUUGUUAGCCUAUUUUGCGUGCCCGUUAAGACAAGCGAUGCAUGGACUAUAUGAGCUAUGCUCCGUGUGGAACAUAUUCCAUCCGCUUUUCUGCAGCGGAGGCCGUAUAUAUUGUCGGCGAUGAACGGGACAUCUACCCCGACUCAAAUUGUUGUCCAUUCAAUAAAAUGUAUUGUGCAGCUGUA
Ornithodoros turicata is the source of this 1709-nucleotide messenger RNA. Its product is annotated as intracellular coagulation inhibitor 1-like. The transcript has a single exon. Gene Ontology annotation, molecular function: serine-type endopeptidase inhibitor activity. NCBI's taxonomy places the organism in Eukaryota, Metazoa, Arthropoda, Arachnida, Ixodida, Argasidae. The record is from RefSeq and is a predicted model, not a curated record. The coding region runs from base 154 to 1323 and encodes 389 amino acids.